ACCACCUGAAAGAUACAAGGUUUAGCGCUCCUUCUCUCUCACUCUCGCUGAAAGAUCAAUUGGUUUGGGUGGAAGUAGCAUUUCCCUGUGCCCCCUCUGUAAGCUGCUCGACUGAUUAUGAGGAUGAGGAGGAGGGCAGUGCAGAGCAAGCUCCAACUUGCUGUUCCCUCUCUCAAUAUCAACAGCUGAACACCACAGUGAUGCUUUACAAUGAACAAAAUGAGUCUGAUAUUCAGACUCACACUCAGUUGGUCAAUGACAACACAUUGAAGGUGAAGUUUGGAGGACUCGUACCAGGUCAGAAGUACUGUGCUCGUGCUCAAUUUGUUUCCUCUCCCUCCUCUGACCCACAGUGUAUUCACAUCCCAGUGCCGGAAAGACCAAACCUUUUCCGGUUUGUCCUGUGUGGUAUGACCAUCACUCUACUUAUUGUGCUGUGUGUGUUGGGCAGAAGGUGUUUUUCAACAGAUCUCAGACUCCCUAAAUCUCUGAUUUCUUUGCUGGAUCAAGAAGCUUCUGUUCCACCAGAGUCCAGGCCAGAGACUUCAGAAGAAGAGGGCCCCUUCAUCCAUCUAUCCAUUGUAUCAAUCCCUAGCAUGGUUUCUCUGGACACCCAGUCAAUUCAUACUCGCACCCAGAAUGUUGAGGACAGGUAUUACACAGCUGCCAUUUUGCAAUACCAGGCUUGUCAUGAAGAACAUGAGGACCCAGAGAUCAAUGCCAGAGAUUUGGAAACAGAUGGAGAACUUUGUUCAGGUCACUAUCCAUUGCCUCGAUGGUCAUCACUUCCGGCUCCCAGACCGGGAAUGGUGUGUCUGUUGGGAGAAUCGCUUCCUUUGGAAGACUCGUUGAUUCCUCUGAGCUCUGUGAGAGUCGCUGGACUGCAGAUGGACAAGAUGGAGCCAAAUUAUUCAGUCAAAGCAUUAACACACCUGAACAGCAAUGAUGAUUUGUCUUCACUUACAGAUGUGGCUGAAAAUAAUACCUUAUCAUUUUAUUAGAAUGUGGACCCCUUGUUUACAAGCAAGACACAAAAAGGCUAGAUUGCUCUUUGCCAAGAUGCAUGUGGAAGAGCCACAGUUCUUCUGGGAGAAUGUGUGUUGGACAUAUGAAACAAAAUAAGAGCUCUUUUAUUUUAUAGAAACACUGUGAAUUUACUGGGAAGCAUGAAGGCUCAGUGAUGUUUUGGGGUUGCAUUGCUGUCUCAGACAUUUGAUGUCUUACGUCUGUGCAGACCACUAUAAAGUCAGAAGUAUCAAAGUAUUUGUGACUGAAAUGUGCAGCCUUGUGUCCGAAAGCCUUAAUCACAGGCCAUGGUUUUUCAGCAGGAUAAUGACCCAGAAAAUGCAUCAGAAAGCUCCCAAGAAUGGAUGAGAAGUGAACAUUGAACCAUUCUGAAGUGACCUGCUGAGUCUUAAUUAGAAUCUUGGGAAAAAGUGCUGCUGCCAUUUUGAUCGGUUUUAUUAUUUUAAGUAGUAUACAGUAUUUAAUAGCACACUGAUCAGCCAUAACUUUAAAACCACCUCCCUGUUUCUACACUCACUGACCAUUUUAUCAGCUCCACUUACUCCACUUACAAUUCUACAAUUACUGACUGUGUUUUUCUGCAUACUUUUUAAGUUUGCUUUCACCCUGUUCUUUAAUGGUCAGGACCCCCACAGGACCCCCACAGGACCACCACAGCAGGUAUUAUUUAGGUGGUGGAUCAUUCUCAGCACUGCAGAGACACUGACAUGGUGGUGUGUUAGUGUGUGUUGUGCUGGUAUGAGUGGAUCAGACACAGCAGCGCUGCUGGAGUUUUUAAAUACUGUGUCCACUCACUGUCCACUCUAUUAGACACUCCUACCUAGAUGGUCCACCUUGUAGAUGUAAAGUCGAGACGAUCGCUCAUCUAUUGCUGCUGUUUGAGUUGGUCAUCUUCUAGACCUUCACCAGUGGUCACAGGACGCUGCCCACAGGGCACUGUUGGCUGGAUGUUUUUGGUUGGUGGACUAUUCUCAGUCCAGCAGUGACAGUGAGGUGUUUAAAAACUCCAUCAGCAUUGCUGUGUCUGAUCCACUUAUACCAGCACAACUGAGCAGUGCUGAGAAUGAUCCACCACCCAAAUAAUACCUGACCAUUGAAGAA
This is a messenger RNA of Trichomycterus rosablanca, 2127 nucleotides long. RefSeq lists its product as uncharacterized. The transcript is spliced from 5 exons. Lineage: Eukaryota; Metazoa; Chordata; Actinopteri; Siluriformes; Trichomycteridae. Bases 201 to 1001 code for a protein of 266 amino acids. The record is from RefSeq and is a predicted model, not a curated record.